AUGCUCAGCCUGCUGUUGCCGUGCCCCCCCCGGACGCCGAGGGAGAACCACCCAAGCAACCAGGCAUCAUCCCAUCACCACGACACCGGAGACAUCCAUACGGCCAACAGCCAUACGGCCAACAUCCAUACGGCCAACAGCCAUACGGCCAACAGCCAUACGGCCAACAGCCAUACGGCCAACAGCCAUACGGCCAACAGCCAUACGGCCAACAUCCAUACGGCCAACAGCCAUACGGCCAACAGCCAUACGGCCAACAGCCAUACGGCCAAUGCACACACCGACCCCAGUCAGACAGUACAAAUACCACGCUGUCUGGGCCGCUCCAGACCCCACAGUCAAGACAGUAACAAUACCACACUGGCUGGCCACGCCUCCAAGACCCCCACAGUCAGACAGUUACCAAUACCACGCUGUUCUGGCCCGCCUACAGACCCCACAGUCAGACAGUACAAUACCACGCUGUCUGGCCUGCGUCCAAACCCACAGUCAGACAGGUACAAUACCACCACUGGUGGCCCGCCCAGACCCCACAGUCAGACAGUACAAUACCACGCUGUCUGGCCCGCUACAACCCCACAGUUCAGACAGUACAAUACCACACUGGCUGGCCCGCUCCAGACCCCACAGUCAGACAGUACAAUUACCACGCUGGCUGGGCCCCGCUCCAGACCCCACAGUCAGACAGUACAAUACAACGCUGUCUGGCCCGCUCCAGACCCCACAGUCAGACAGUACAAUUACCACGCUGGCUGGCCCGCUCCAACCCCACAGUCAGACAGUAACAAUACCACGCGUCUGGGCCGCUCCAGACCCCACAGGUCGAAUAGUACCAAUACCACGCUGUUCUGGCCGCUACAGACCCCACAGUCAGACAGUACAAUACACCACUGGCUGGCCCGCUGCCAGACCCCACAGUCAGACAGUACAAUACCACGCUGGCUGCCUGCCUCCAGACCCCCACCAGUCAGGGAAACAGUACAAUACCACGGCUGGCUGGCCUGCUCCAGACCCCACAAGUUCAGACAGUACAAUACCACGCUGGCUGGCCCACCUACCAGACCCCACGCAGUCAAGACAGUAGCAAUACCAGCGUGGCGGGCCCACUACAGACCCCACAGUAGACAGUUACAAUACCACGCUGUCGGCCCGCUACAGACCCCACAUCAGACAGUACAAUACCACGCUGGCUGGCCCGCUCCAGACCCCACGUCAGGACAGUACCAAACCCACGCGGCUGGACCCGCUUCCAGACCCCACAGUCAGAACAGUACAAUACCACGCGUCUGGCCCGGCUCCAGGACCCCCCACAGUCAGACAGUACAAUACCACGCUGGCUGGGCCCGCUACAGACGCCACAGUCAGGGACAGUACAAUACCACGCUGUCUGGGCCGCCUCCCAGACCCCAGCAGUCAGACAGUACAAUACCACCACUGGGCUGGCCUGCUCCAGACCCCACAGUCAGACAGUACAAUACCACGCUGGCUGGCCCGCUCCACGACCCCACCAGUUCAGGACCAGUACCCAAUACCACGCUGUCUGGGCCCGCUACAGACCCCACAGUCAGACAGUACAAUACCACGCUGGCUGCCGCUCCAGACCCCACCAGUCAGAACAGUACAAUACCCACGCUGUCUGGCCUGCUACCAGACCCCACAGUCAGACAGUUACAAUUACCACGCUGUCUGGCCCGCUCCAGACCCCACAGUCAGACAGUACAAAUUAGCCACGCUGUCUGGCCUGCUCCCAGACCCCACAGUCAGACAGAAUACAAUACCACGCUGGCUGGCCGCUCCAGACCCCACAGUCAGACAGUAACAAUACACGCUGGCUUGGCCUGCUCCAGACCCCACAGUCAGACAGACAAUACCACGCUGUCUGGCCUGCUCCAGACCCCACCAGUCAGACAGUACAAUACCACGCUGUCUGCCCGCUCAGACCCCACAGUCAGACAGUACAAUACCACGCUGUCUGCGCUGCCUCCAGACCCCACAGUCAGACAGUUACAAUACCGACGCUGGCUGGCCUGCUCCAGAACCCCACAGUCAGACAGACAAUACCACGCUGGCUGGCCCCGCUACAGACCCCACAGUCAGACAGUACAAUUACCCACGCUGUCUGGCCUGCUCCAGACCCCACAGUCAGACAGUAACAAUACCACGCUUGCUGGCCCGCUACAGGACCCCACAGUCAGACAGUACAAUACACGCGUUCUGGCCGCUCCAGACCCCACAGUCAGACAGUACAAUACCACGCUGGCUGGCCUGCUCCAGACCCCACAGUCAGACAGUACAAUACCACGCUGGCUGGCCCGCUACAGACCCCACAGUCAGACAGAGAGCAGCCAGACCGCUCCCAGAGAGAAGCCAGAGAGCAGCCAGACCGCUCCCAGAGAGAAGCCAGAGAGCAGCCAGACCGCUCCCAGAGAGAAGCCAGAGAGCAGCCAGACCGCUCCCAGAGAGAAGCCAGCGAGCAGCCAGCGAGCAGCCAGACCACUCCCAGGGAGCAGCCAGGGAGCAGACAGCGAGCAGCCAGAACACUCCCAGAGAGCAGCCAGACCACUCCCAGAGAGAAGCCAGCGAGCAGCCAGCGAGCAGCCAGACCACUCCCAGAGAGAAGCCAGCGAGCAGCCAGACCACUCCCAGGGAGCAGCCAGGGGGCAGCCAGACCACUCCCAGAGAGAAGCCAGCGAGCAGCCAGACCAUUCCCAGGGAGCAGCCAGGGGGCAGCCAGACCACUCCCAGAGAGAAGCCAGCGAGCAGCCAGACCACUCCCAGAGAGAAGCCAGCGAGCAGCCAGACCACUCCCAGAGAGAAGCCAGCGAGCAGCCAGCGAGCAGCCAGACCACUCCCAGAGAGAAGCCAGCGAGCAGCCAGACCACUCCCAGAGAGAAGCCAGCGAGCAGCCAGCGAGCAGCCAGACCACUCCCAGAGAGAAGCCAGCGAGCAGCCAGACCACUCCCAGAGAGAAGCCAGCGAGCAGCCAGCGAGCAGCCAGACCACUCCCAGAGAGAAGCCAGCGAGCAGCCAGACCACUCCCAGAGAGAAGCCAGCGAGCAGCCAGCGAGCAGCCAGACCACUCCCAGGGAGCAGCCAGGGAGCAGACAGCGAGCAGCCAGAACACUCCCAGAGAGCAGCCAGACCACUCCCAGGGGGCAGCCAGACCACUCCCAGGGGGCAGCUAGGGAGCAGACAGCGAGCAGCCAGAACACUCCCAGAGAGCAGCCAGACCACUCCCAGAGAGCAGCUAGACCACUCCCAGGAGGCAGCCAGGGAGCAGACAGCGAGCAGCCAGAACACUCCCAGAGAGCAGCCAGACCACUCCCAGGGGGCAGCCAGCGAGCAGCCAAAGCCAGACAGUCAGCACCGUGUGUUCCUGUUCAGCCCAUUUGCUAG
Messenger RNA from Salvelinus sp. IW2-2015, 3396 nucleotides. The record is from RefSeq and is a predicted model, not a curated record. Lineage: Eukaryota; Metazoa; Chordata; Actinopteri; Salmoniformes; Salmonidae.